GGCCUCUUCGGGCGCGGGCGGCCGCGAGGUGAGGCUGCGGGCUGCGGCACGUGGGUUUGCGCGUUCCUGCGGGCUGUCCGAAGAAACGAAAGACGAAACAAAAGGAGCUGUCGGCGCUGCUCUGAAGGUCCCACGUGGGAGGGUUUGCGCCGAGGAAGCUCGGGAGCCGCGCUGCUCCCAGAGGAGCGAUGGUUUCAGGAUCCGGCCUUAGCACAUGGAAGUGGUGAAGGGCGCUGCGUGUGAGGUAUAAUGAGAAUUUCUCAGUUGGCUGGUGGUUAAACCAUGCUCGCUGCUGGUUCGAAGUCGUAUUGUUUUCUUUGGCCUGUUUAUUAAACUUCCUUAAACUCGGUCACUGUUGUAUCUGUUGUGCGGGACGGCUGUUGGAUAUGGGAGGAUUUGCGGUGCUGAAUGCAGCCGAGGGGGGCAGGGAGGUAACACAGCACCCUGCCAUGCGUGCACGCUUCCCUCCAUUGCUUCUGCGGGGAGAUCUGUGCCACGGCUUCCUUCCCCUCCUCCUGCACUGUUAUGGGUUCAGAGGAAGAUGCUGCUUAAUUCAAAAGUGGGUAACUGAGAAGGGGGGGUAUCACUCCCACUGUAGUGCCUGACCUGGCCCAGUGUGGUGAGCAGAGCUCUGUGUUCUGUGCACGUCUGUGAAACGCUGCAGGCUGAGCAGCUUUCAGGGCAGUUUUCCAAGUUGUUCUGUGGUUUUGAGUCACGUUACAUUUCAGUUAAUGUACAGAUGCCGCUGUAGCUGAUGUGCCAUCUGUGUACAAAUAAAAUGAGAGGCAGUGAUGUGAGCCUGCCCCUUCCCCAAACACCUGGUGCUGUUUCCCUGGGCACACGGUGCUGAGUGCUGAACUGGGGGAAGCUGUGGGGCACGCAGGCUGGCUGCUGCUGCUGUGAUCAGGAGGGACGGGGGUUGUGUUCUCAUGGCUAAGGCUUUUAACCUGCCGAGAAACAGACAUCCUGGCUCACAGAUCUCUCCUGUAUUUCUGAAACUUGGCAAGCAGUAGGAGUACUGCUCUCAGCCACAGGAAGCAGGAGCCAUGUGGACAACGAACACGUGCCAGCUGACUUCUUUCCUUGCAAAACUGUUUUUGCAAUAAUGGUCUGGUAGUUUCAAUCUCUGGGUUGAGUCUGAGGCUUUGAGGAUGGGCUGCACUCUGACACAAAAAGCAGUAGGAGGGGACAGAGGGUUCACUGGUGUGACCCCAAAGCUCGCCUGCUGCUGGCAGCAGUGCUUGGGGUGCACUGCAGAGCUCUGCUCAGCAAAGGGGAUGGAGAUGAAACCCAUGGGCAGCAAAAUAGCGGGGCUGGAAUGAAGUCAGGAACCCGAAGCGGCUUUGGCACCCAGGAGACGCCGACCCGUGGUUGUUUGUCAGCACUGCACGCUUUGCUGUGUGAUUUGCUCUGGGCGCAGACAGCUGCGCUGCUUUCCGUUCCAUCAGAAUUGUCUGGUGUUUCUCAGCUUGAAGAAGAUCUGCAGUCAUUAUUGAUCCUCUUUCUUGGCGUUACCAUUUUCGAAGUGAAGUUUGCCUAGCUUUCUAGUGCGAGCUUUCUUUUCAGCCAUCUUAAACCAAACCAAACAAACAAACAAAGAUUUUGAUCCGUAAAGUAGACAAGCUAUAGUUCUACAAUGUCCAAGUCAUUCCAGCAGUCAUCUCUGAGUAGGGAUUCACAAGGUCAUGGGCGUGAGCUCUCUGCAGGAAUAGGCCUUCUUGCUGCUGCUACCCAGUCUUUAAAUAUGCCAGCAUCUCUUGGAAGGAUGAACCAGGGUACUGCACGCCUUGCUAGCUUAAUGAAUCUUGGAAUGAGUUCUUCAUUGAACCAACAAGGAUCUCAUAGUGCACUGUCUUCUGGUAGUACCUCUUCCCAUAAUUUGCAGUCUAUAUUUAACAUUGGAAGUAGAGGUCCGCUCCCUUUGUCUUCUCAGCACCGUGGAGAUGCAGACCAGGCCACUAAUAUUUUGGCCAGCUUUGGUCUGUCUGCUAGAGACUUAGAUGAACUGAGUCGCUAUCCCGAGGACAAGAUUACUCCUGAAAACUUGCCUCAGAUCCUUCUACAACUUAAAAGGAGGAGAGCUGAAGAAGGUUAUGGUAGAGAUGGCAGAUCAUCCACACGGGAACCACCGUACAGAGUACCUAGGGAUGAUUGGGAAGAAAAAAGGCAUUUUAGAAGAGAUAGCUUUGAUGAUCGUGGUCCUAGUCUCAACCCGGUAGUUGACUAUGACCAUGGAAGUCGUUCUCAAGAAUCUGGUUAUUAUGACAGAAUGGAUUAUGAAGAUGACAGAUUGAGAGAUGGAGAAAGGUGUAGGGAUGAAUCUUUCUAUGGUGAGACUUCGCAUAACUAUCAUAAAUUUGACAGUGAGUAUGACAGAAUGGGUCGUGGCCCUGGUCCCGAGAGAUCUCUCUUUGAGAAAAAGAGAGGUGCUCCUCCAAAUAGCAAUAUUGAAGACUUCCAUGGAUUCUUACCGAAGGGUUAUCCCCAUCUGUGCUCUAUAUGUGAUAUGCCAGUUCAUUCUAAUAAGGAGUGGAAUCACCAUAUCAAUGGAGCGACUCAUGGCCGACGCUGUCAGCUGCUGCUUGAAAUAUAUCCAGAAUGGAACCCUGACAGUGAUUCAGGACAUGGAAUGGGCGAUCCCUUUAUGUUGCAGCAGUCCACAAACCCUGCACCAGGAAUUCUGGGACCCCCACCACCUCCAUUCCACCUGGGAGGGCCUCCUGUUGGGCCAAGAGGAGCUGGAAAUGGCAACAUGCAAGGACCGAGACACAUGCAGAAGGGCAGAGUGGAAACAAGCAGAGUUGUUCACAUCAUGGAUUUCCAGAGAGGGAAGAACUUGAGAUAUCAAUUGCUUCAGCUUGUUGAACCAUUUGGAAUAAUUACAAAUCACUUGAUUCUAAACAAAAUCAAUGAGGCAUUUAUUGAAAUGUCAACCACUGAAGACGCUCAGGCUGCAGUAGAGUACUAUUCAACAACACCUGCACUGGUAUUUGGUAAACCAGUCAGAGUCCACCUGUCGCAGAAAUACAAAAGGAUAAAGAAACCUGAAGGUAAACCUGACCAAAAAACAGAGGCACCAAAACCAGAACUUGGUCGUGUGAUUCACCUCAGCAAUUUACCUCAUUCGGGGUACUCUGAUAACGCCGUGCUCAAGCUGGCUGAACCAUAUGGAAAAAUUAAGAACUACAUACUCAUGAGGAUGAAGAGCCAGGCUUUCAUUGAAAUGGAGACCAGAGAAGAUGCUCUAGCCAUGGUUGAACAUUGUGCCAACAAAGCUCUUUGGUUCCAAGGCAGAUGUGUGAAAGUGGAUCUAUCUGAAAAAUACAAGAAAUUGGUGUUGAGGAUUCCAAACAAAGGAGUUGAACUUCUGAAAAAGGAUAAAACUAGAAAGAGAACAUAUUCUCCAGACAGUAAAGACUCUCCAAGUGAUAAGAAGUCUAAGACUGAUGCUACUCAGAAGCCUGAAAGUGGCACUGUAGAAGAUAAAGCAAAAGAGGAGAAGCAAGAUGAUACUGCUGAGCCAUCGGGCACUAAAAGCAGCGAGCAGGCAGACCAAGAUGAGCCUAGUUUACUCCUUGAAUCUGAAGAUGAGCUCCUAGUGGAUGAGGAGGAAGCAGCAGCACUGCUGGAAAGUGGCAGCUCAGCAGGAGAUGAUGCAGAUGUUGCCAAUUUAACUGAUGUGACUACUGAAGAAAAAAAGGACCCAGCUGAUGAUGUGACCGUAAAAACCGAGGGAAAUGUUGUGGCCAAUCCAGCAACAAAGAAAAAACUUAAAAAGCGAUACGUGGGUGGCUUUCCACGGAGCAUGGAAGGCUUUGUCACUCUAGAUGAGGUUGGUGAUGAAGAAGACUCAGAUCAUCAGAAACUUCGGAAGUCGGGUUUGGCAGUAAAACCUGCUGGCAAAAAUGAUGAUAGUUUGGCAGAAAUCAAAGUAGACAAGAUUGAGGAGCCAGAGCAGGAAAAUGAAACGUUAGAAAAUGGUACCAAGACUGAAGAUAAUCUGAAGGCUGAAGCUGUUGAAGCUUCCGACACCACAGCAGCACAAGAUCCUGAGAAAAAUGCCCAUGAAAAUAUAGACACCCAGGAUGAACAGGAAACAAAGAGUGUCCAAGAGAAAGCUCUUAUUCCAGAUGAAUUUAGGAUUGGGCCAUACCAGCCAAAUGUUCCUGUUGGUGUGAAUUAUGUGGUACCCAAAACAGGGUUUUAUUGCAAAUUGUGUUCCCUGUUCUACACAAAUGAAGAUGUUGCAAAAAAGACCCAUUGCAGCAGCCUUCCUCAUUAUCAAAAGUUGAAGAAAAUUCUGGAUAAAAUGGCAGAAGACUACAGGCAAAAGAAAGAAGCAUAAAAAGAAGGAUGGAUGUAAGGAAAACAGUGGCUUUGUUCUUAUUGUUAAUCUUUUUUUAAAAGCAGUACAAGUAGUAGAUGGAAAUACUGUAUUCUUUUUUUUUUUGUUUUAGUGAGAUACGGUAGAUGUUAUAGGUCUGUUCAUGUGUUCAGUGUUGUAGCAAAAAGCAUAAGCAGUUAAGUUAAUGAAAAAAAUUUGUUCUUCAUGUGGGAAUGGCAACAAGUUUUCGUUUUGACACUGAGCUAUUAAAGAAAAAAUCUUGCAUCCUUGUGGAACGCUCGUCUAUGGCAAGAAAAUUUUCUUGAAGUGAAAUUUACUACUUUCAAGCUUCGAAAAUUCGCCUAUCCAUUCUCAAUAAAAAAUAAAAAGUAACACUGUAUUUUUAUUUCAUCUAGAACAUUCCGUAUUUCAGUCUGAGCCUAGCAGAUACCUAAUUUGGAGUGUGAGGCUGUCAUUGCAUUUCACUUUUGAAAAGUCUUUAAAUGUAAGUUGCAUUUUUAAAUGUUGAAUUGCAGUUUCUUUUAAUGUCAUUGUUGUUAUAUAGCAAAUAGGAAAAUUAGUGAUUAGUCAGCUUUACAACUUUGUGAUUUUUUUUCCUAAGCUCUUGAUAGACUUUCCUAUUCAGCUAUACCUUGUAUUUUUAGUGAGAAGUAAAUGCCCAUUCUCCUCUGACCAGUAUUAUUUCCUCGAGCUCUUCCUGCUUUUACUUGAAUCUUGCAGCUGUCGUACACCUCUGCUAUAUUCAAAAGCAGCAUUUGAGUCUGAAAUGUAAAAAACAAAAAACAAAAAAACAAAAAAAGCAGUAUCUUUAUAUUCUUCACAUGUAAUUUUUCAUACCUGCAUUUUAAAACUGUUUCUGUUGAUCUGGUUUUGUCAAGAAUCUUUUAGAACUGUGCUCUUAAUGUACCUGCACAUGUGAUAUGUGAACAGGAAUUUGCAUGUGUAACCUGUGUUUAUCCGUAGUUUUUGUUAUUUACUGCUUAUUUGUGAAUUCAGGUUACUAAAGUGAUUUACCAAUAAACAAAGCUAGGCAACAGUAACUUGUACAGAUGUUUGGCAUGUUAACCAUUGUGUUUACUGAGCUCUUGAAUCCCUUGUUCAUGAUAGCACACUGAAACUGCAGCUGUCCUGAAAUUGCAUGUUUUAACUCCUGUGAUUUAGAAGCUUACUAAAUAACUUCUUUCUCUUUUCUAAAACUUCUUCCAUUUCCAAACAAAUUAAAAUAUUACUUGUUAAAACA
Gallus gallus (chicken) is the source of this 5585-nucleotide messenger RNA. It is a transcript of the gene MATR3, whose product is annotated as matrin 3. The transcript is spliced from 16 exons. The record is from RefSeq and is a predicted model, not a curated record. Gene Ontology annotation, cellular component: nucleus. Gene Ontology annotation, molecular function: RNA binding; zinc ion binding. Lineage: Eukaryota; Metazoa; Chordata; Aves; Galliformes; Phasianidae. The coding region runs from base 1637 to 4345 and encodes 902 amino acids.